This is a messenger RNA of Meloidogyne enterolobii, 712 nucleotides long. The record is from the annotation of a GenBank genome assembly. NCBI's taxonomy places the organism in Eukaryota, Metazoa, Nematoda, Chromadorea, Rhabditida, Meloidogynidae.
CAUUGUCGGCGCUCCUCAAUAAUUCUAAACGAAGUGAGGCCGUCAACACUUGCCAGGCACAAAUCCAUAUCGAUGGAACUGUCAACAGAUUUCAUGGGUUCUAAAUUGACGCUGGAUGAGGAGCUCUAUGACAUCAUUUAUGCAUUUCUUGAAGUUGACCGAGAACAUGCCGAUGAUGAGGAAGCAGCUGAUACAAGUGGUCGACCAUUGACUAGACAACAUUUACUUAACAAAAUAAGAGAAAAGAAGGAAGUAAUUAACAAACUUAGAUGUCAACCAUGGAAUAUGAAUCGAAAGAGGCGAACUCUCAGACUUGCACAAAAAUAUCUUGAACAAAAUGAAUCUAAAGUAUCCAAAACACAUUUGUACAAAGAGGAAUUAGUAAAACGCUGGAGACAAUUUCUUCGAUGGUUAGGCAACAUUUGGAUAUAUUUUGUUCCUUGGGAAUCUCGAAUAAAACGAAUAGAGAGCCAAUUUGGUUCAGUUGUUUCAAGUUACUUUACUUUUCUUCGUUGGGUCAUCUGCAUCAAUUUCACUAUAACUGUUGUGAUUAUUGCCUUCAUUGUUGUCCCUGAAUGUAUAGCUGAUGCGAUUGCUGACCCAGAACGUAAAAAUCGAACGGCUGGUCGUAAACAGAUCUCACCUGAAGAAUUACGACAUGCUAAUGAAUUGGCAGUUGUUUGGCACUUUGAUGUAAAUUUUUUUAAUUAAA